AUGGAUUUCUCGAGGUUUAGCGGUCCAGAACGGCUGCAGUUGAAUCAAUACAUUCAGAAGAAGGAAAUGAAGGACUUUAUGCAGCUUUACUCCAACUUAGUUCAGAGGUGCUUCGAGGAUUGUUCAAACGACUUCACUUCUAGGGCUCUAUCAACUAAUGAGAAAACAUGUUCUGAGAACUGCGUAGGGAAAUUCCUCAAGCAUUCAGAAAGAAUCGGUGCCAGAUUCGCUGAACAGAACGCAGAGAUGAUGGAACAGCAGGCGAAACUUCGAUAG
Messenger RNA from Wallemia ichthyophaga EXF-994, 276 nucleotides. RefSeq lists its product as uncharacterized. Bases 1 to 276 code for a protein of 91 amino acids. The record is from RefSeq and is a predicted model, not a curated record. The transcript is spliced from 3 exons. Lineage: Eukaryota; Fungi; Basidiomycota; Wallemiomycetes; Wallemiales; Wallemiaceae.